Austrofundulus limnaeus is the source of this 2302-nucleotide messenger RNA. RefSeq names its product ALX homeobox 1 (gene alx1). The record is from RefSeq and is a predicted model, not a curated record. The transcript is spliced from 4 exons. NCBI's taxonomy places the organism in Eukaryota, Metazoa, Chordata, Actinopteri, Cyprinodontiformes, Rivulidae. Gene Ontology annotation, molecular function: RNA polymerase II transcription regulatory region sequence-specific DNA binding; DNA-binding transcription activator activity, RNA polymerase II-specific. Gene Ontology annotation, biological process: embryonic skeletal system morphogenesis; negative regulation of DNA-templated transcription; positive regulation of transcription by RNA polymerase II. The coding region runs from base 600 to 1565 and encodes 321 amino acids.
UCACAGAUGAUCACACAAUCUCUUUAUCUUAACAUUAAAACUCGAUUUGCUGACAGUCAUUUCAUAUUUUUGACAUUUUUUCAGCCUUUAUUUGAAAUUUAAACCAAACAAGGAGUAAAUCAGUUUCCUUCUCACUAACGUCACAAUAAAAGCCCUCUGUCGGCCUGCACGUGCUCACUCACGGUCAGGGUAAAAUCUGGGGGUCUUUUCUAGAAUCCGACCCCACCAACAUAAAGUGCUCCUGGUGUCUGAAGAGUCUCCAAUUAGGUUCCAUUUUCAGGUCCAACAUGGAGCCGCUCAGCAGUUAUUGGCUCAUUAAGGCUGUCUAUGCUUCGCAUUGUUUCCUCUCUUCAGCCUGUUCGGUUCGGGUUCUGGGCGGAGUUGGGUUUUCACAUCCACUGCAGGAGGAGGAGGAGGUUCUGGGGAAACAUUCCGGGUCUGAUCCUUAAGGCUAUAAAGACGUUCAGGGCAGCGCACAUGAACUCCUUGGGCGCGUCGCGGCACCACCCCAGCGCACCUCCGCGCUCUGCUUCUCCUUCUCCCCGUUUCACCUCCUCUGUUUCCUCAAUGCUGACGUUGAGUUAGAGCGCGCUGUUCUCAUGGAGUACAUGGAGGAGAAGUUCGCUUUGAAAAGCCAAGCGAUGAAGAGCAGUGAUUACUACAUGGAGCAGGUCAUGGAGAGCCUGGACGGCGCGCAGUUCUUCACCAAACCGGCGCAGAAAUGCGCGCCGGCCUUCGGGCUGCAGAGCGCCGAGCCCCGCUGCCCCCCCUGCGGAGAGCCGGACGUGGGGUUUGGCGUGCCCAAACCAGAGGACGAGGCCGUGCGCGCGGACCUGGGCCGCUCCCUGGACAGCUGCUGCCCCCUGCGCGCCUCCCCGGCCCCCAGCGGCCCGGACAAGACGGACCUGGACGAGCUGGGGGACAAGUGCGACAGCAACGUGUCCAGCAGCAAGAAGCGGAGACACAGGACCACGUUCACCAGCGCGCAGCUGGAGGAGCUGGAGAAGGUGUUCCAGAAAACCCACUACCCAGAUGUUUACGUCCGGGAACAGCUGGCCAUGAGGACGGAGCUGACGGAGGCCAGGGUGCAGGUGUGGUUUCAGAACAGAAGAGCGAAGUGGAGGAAAAGAGAGCGCUACGGUCAGAUCCAACAGGCCAAAAGUCACUUUGCAGCCACCUAUGACCUGUCGGUGUUACCUCGGACUGACAACUACACACAGAUCCCCAACAACCUGUGGCCCAGCCCGGCUCCCGGGGGCUCCGUGGUCUCCUCCUGCAUGCUGCCCCGAGGCUCCCCGCCAUGCGUCACCUCCUACUCCCACUCCCCUCGCUCGGCCGCCGCGGGCGCAGCCGACCACGGCUACGUGGGCUUCCCCGGCCAGCAGAACCAGUUCGGCCACGUCUCCCUGAACAACUUCUUCGGCGCGGACUCCCUCCUCACGCCGGCCGCCGGCUCCCACCCGGCCUUUGAGGCCAAACCGGAGUUCGAGAGGCGCUCGUCCAGCAUCGCCGUGCUGCGCAUGAAGGCCAAGGAGCACACAGCCAACAUCUCCUGGGCCUUGUGAGCCGGCUCGCCGUAGCUGUCCGGGCAGCCUCGACGUGACGGGAAUGAUUCCCGCUUUUCCUGAACGUGGAGAAACUGCUUUGAGAUUCUGACACCGUGUUUGUGAUAAACAUGUGAGGACUCCGCUGCUGCACAUCUGACCAAACUUUCAGUCGCAGUGAAGACAAUCUGGGCGUGUAAAUGUGGAAAAAAACUUUUUAUCAGUUUAUGGCUCCAUGCUUGUUCUGACGUUAGCUUAUAAACACAACUCAGUCAGUUUCAUCGGUCGACAAAAAGAUUAUAACCAAAUGAACACACAUCAUUUAAAAUAUUAGCUGAACAUCCAGAGCCGUUUCCUCUCGGGUCAGAACAGACUUUUAAUGACCUCUGAUGAUCUCUGGAGGUGAGAGCUGUGGUGUGUUUUGUCAGUGGAGGUCAGGAGGUCAGCGUUUCCUCUUGACGGAGGCGUAAAGCUGGCCGACAGGGAGCAGUAAAAAGUAAAAGCUUUUUAAAGAUUUGUGUGCAGAGCGGGGGAAUCCUGAGGGAGGUGUCCCGAGCCCCGAAACGUUUCCAAGUGCUGCAAAUAAGCUUCUUUCAUCUUUCCUCCGUCCUUUUCAGCUAAACGUACUAAAGAUGAGCCGAAAAAAAAACUGAGUUGAUGUAAAACAUGUCUUUGUGCUUUGUAACAAAGUACAAGGUGGUUAUGAGACUGUGUGUGGGUGACAAAAUGCAGAAACGAAAUAAACAAAAUUGACUUCA